Xiphophorus hellerii (green swordtail) is the source of this 1953-nucleotide messenger RNA. RefSeq names its product regulator of chromosome condensation 1 (gene rcc1). The transcript has 10 exons. The record is from RefSeq and is a predicted model, not a curated record. Gene Ontology annotation, molecular function: guanyl-nucleotide exchange factor activity. Gene Ontology annotation, cellular component: cytoplasm. NCBI's taxonomy places the organism in Eukaryota, Metazoa, Chordata, Actinopteri, Cyprinodontiformes, Poeciliidae. The coding region runs from base 136 to 1398 and encodes 420 amino acids.
UCUCUCUCUCAAGGUUCCAAAGAACGUGACGUCUUACGUACAUCUCGCGUGUGGAAACCGGGAACAGGCUGUGAACGUUCACCUCUGCCCAAAGUACAAACUGUUGCAAGUUUUAAGCGUGAAUGCAUUGCAGCCAUGUCUGCCAAAAAGGCAAACAACAAGAGGAAGACUGCAGCCAGUGGUGAAGAUGUGGAACAGGCCAAGAAAAUGAAAGUUGUGGUUUCACACAGGAGUCACUGUAAAGAGGUGGGCCAGGUUCUGGUUUUGGGCCAAGGUGAUGUUGGACAGCUGGGCUUAGGUGAGAACAUCACUGAGAGGAGGAAGCCAGCCCUGGUGUCUCUACCAGAGAAGAUGGUGCAGGUGGUGGCCGGAGGCAUGCACACAGUGUGUCUGGGUGAAACUGGUCAUGUCUACACGUUUGGCUGUAACGAUGAGGGAGCUCUGGGUCGGCACACGUCAGAGGAAGGGUCCGAAACGGUUCCUGGGAAGGUGAUGCUGAAUGAGAAGGUGGUCCAGGUGUCUGCAGGGGACAGCCACACUGCUGCGCUCACAGAGGAUGGAUCGGUGUACAUCUGCGGCUCAUUCAGGGACAACAAUGGUGUUAUUGGUCUUCUGGAGCCCAUGAAAACAUGUCCCGUUCCUGUGAAAAUUCCCCUUACAGAACCUGUUGUGAAAAUUGCCUCAGGUAACGAUCAUAUAGUGUUGCUGACGCUGGAUGGAAACCUUUUCACGUUGGGCACAGCGGAGCAGGGGCAGCUGGGGAGAGUACCAGAACAUUUUUCAAACAGAGGAGGCAGGAAAGGCCUUGAACGACUGCUGGUCCCGCAGAUGGUGAAACUUAAUAGGAAAGUUCGCUUCACGGACGCCUUCUGUGGAGCGUAUUUUACCUUUGCUGUUUCUAAAGAAGGAUACGUUUAUGGAUUUGGUCUCUCAAACUACCAUCAGCUGGGCACUCAAAACACCUCGAUGUGUUUUGCCCCAGUAAAACUAACGUGCUUCAGGAACUCCACCACUGCCUGGGUGGAUUUCUCUGGAGGACAACAUCACACACUCUGCCUCGAUGCUGAAGGGCAGGUUUAUAGUCUGGGCAGAGCCGAGUACGGCCGCCUCGGUCUUGGUGAAGGAGCUGAAGAGAAGAGUGAGCCGACUCCUGUGGAGGGCAUAGAGCCGGCGAAAGGAGUGUCAUGUGGAGCUUCUGUCAGCUACGCAGUUACCAGAGAAGGAUCUGUGUAUGCCUGGGGCAUGGGAACCAACCUGCAGCUCGGCACGGGAGAGGAGGAAGACGAGUGGAGCCCAGUGAAGAUGACAGGGAAGCAACUGGAAAAUCGUGAAGUUCUUCUGGCCUCCAGUGGAGGGCAGCACACUGCCCUCCUGGUUAAAGAUAAACAGGAGAGCUGAUGUGCCUCUGACACCAGGAUGGGGAUAGUUUUGGUAAUUAUUGCUGUGGGGGGCCAUGUGCAGGAUGCUCAGAUUGAAUAUUGAGAAUUUUUUCGGCUGUCCGUGCUGAAGGAGAGCAACGUCCAGGAUGCAGAGGAGGUGAGGCCUGGCCUUUUAGCAGAACUGCUUUGUUCUUAAUGUGGAUGAAAUGUUCAUACGACUUACAUGGUAGAUCAUGUAAAAUGAGAGACUAUUUUUUUAAAUGCUUUUGUUUUUUUUGUUCCUUUUGAAUUUUUCAUUUAGUCAUUUUGUAUGACUGAAAGUAUUUAGUGCAUUGAUGAAAGCAACUGUUUGAGAAGGAAGUGAGAAGCUGUUUGACAUUUCUAAAGGCUAGUCUUUUAAAGGAUUUUCUUUAAGCAAUAAUCCGGUUUAGACGGGACAUUCAUAUUCUACGUGUUCAAGAUGUUUAACUACUGUUUGUUUUAUUCAGUGCACAAACACACAAUUGUUGUGACUGUUUGAAAAUGUAAUAACAUUCUGGGUCCUGCAAAAAAUAAAGGUGAUUAUUUUUUAAGA